Pararge aegeria (speckled wood butterfly) is the source of this 411-nucleotide messenger RNA. RefSeq names its product valacyclovir hydrolase-like. NCBI's taxonomy places the organism in Eukaryota, Metazoa, Arthropoda, Insecta, Lepidoptera, Nymphalidae. The transcript has 3 exons. Bases 1 to 411 code for a protein of 136 amino acids. The record is from RefSeq and is a predicted model, not a curated record.
AUGAAGAUAUUAGGAAUUCCCAGGUUUUCAGUACUGGGCUGGAGCGCCGGUGGCUCUGCCAGCCUGGUCCUCGCAGCCAAGUACCCUGAUGCUGUGAGGAAGUUAGUGGUGUGGGGUGCGAACGCGUACAUCCUGCCCUCAGAAAUAGCAGGCUUCAGAAGCAUAAAAGACGUAAGCACAUGGGCGAAACGUCUGGGAGACCCCAUGAUGGAGGUAUACGGUAAAGAGAGGUUCGCCCAAUAUUGGGCGCGAUGGGUCGACGGUAUGACGCAAGCUUUGGAGGAAAAUAGUAUGGACAUCUGUAGAGAAUGGUUGCAAUACAUAAAAUGCCCCACAUUGGUCCUUCACGGUGGUAAAGACCCUGUGGUAUAUCCAAUACAUGCUUCUUAUUUAAUCGAGAAUAUAAAGUAA